CAGGAAAGGGAAGAUGAAAGACCGACUUCAAGAACUAAAGCAAAGAACAAAGGAAAUUGAACUUUACAGAGACAAUCAUGUGUUAAGUUCGGAAACAGAGGAAAAAGGGGUGUUUGUGCAGCAAGCUGUUAUUUAUGAGAGAGAGCCUGUAGCUGAGAGACACCUACAUGAGAUCCAAAAACUACAGGAGAAUAUUAAGAAUUUGGCAGAUGAUGUGCAAAGAUUUGGACAGCAUCAAAAAAGUCUGAUGGCUUCAAUGAGAAGGUUUAGCCUCCUUAAGAGAGAGUCUAGCAUUACAAAGGAGAUAAAAGCCCAAGCAGAACACAUUAACAGAGGUUUGGGUGAUUUAGUUAAAGAAGUUAAAAAGUCAGAGGUUGAAAAUGGUCCAUCGUCAGUCAUCACAAGGAUACUUAAAUCUCAGCAUGCUGCAAUGUUCCGACAUUUUCAACAAACUAUGUUUAUAUACAAUGACACAAUAGCUGCAAAGCAAGAGAAGUGCAAGGCAUUUAUUUUUCGUCAACUUGAAGUUGCUGAAAAAGAGGUACCUGAAGAAGAGGUAAAUGAUAUGCUUCACCAAGGAAAAUGGGAAGUUUUUAAUGAAAGCUUACUCACAGAAAUCAAUAUCACUAAAGCACAACUCUCAGAGAUUGAACAAAGACAUAAGGAACUUGUUAAUUUGGAAAACCAAGUGAAGGAUUUACGGGAUCUUUUCAUUCAGAUAUCUCUUUUAGUAGAGGAACAAGGAGAAAGCAUCAAUAAUAUUGAAAUGAUAGUAAAUAGUACAAAAGAUUAUGUUAAUAAUACUAAAGAGAAAUUUGGACUAGCAGUAAAAUACAAAAAAAGAAAUCCAUGCAGGAUACUGUGCUGUUGGUGCUGUCCAUGCCGUGGUUCAAAAUAAAGAAACUAUUUU
Ictidomys tridecemlineatus (thirteen-lined ground squirrel) is the source of this 910-nucleotide messenger RNA. It is a transcript of the gene Stx19, whose product is annotated as syntaxin 19. Gene Ontology annotation, biological process: exocytosis; intracellular protein transport; synaptic vesicle fusion to presynaptic active zone membrane. Gene Ontology annotation, cellular component: synaptic vesicle; SNARE complex; plasma membrane. The record is from RefSeq and is a predicted model, not a curated record. NCBI's taxonomy places the organism in Eukaryota, Metazoa, Chordata, Mammalia, Rodentia, Sciuridae. Gene Ontology annotation, molecular function: SNARE binding; SNAP receptor activity.